UUUUUUAAUAUGAAAGUAUGUCCCUUUACACACUCAUCCAGAAGGGUAAUUUUGCACAAGGCCAUCUGUCUACAGCAGAAAAAAAUAAAAUAACAAAACGCAUCUGGAAAAAUCCCAAGUGAGUCUGGAGCCAGAUUCGCGCCAGCAGGCUGCGAGAGCUUGGAUGGUUUCAGUGCACAGCCUGUGUAGACCAAGUUUAGCAGCUAGUGAUUUUGCAUUGAAAUAUGGAAUUGUCACCUGAGCGCAAUGUUACUUCAUCUUUGGAUGAAGAAUAUAAUGAUGUCAGAAUGAUUUCUUACCCUAGCAACAGUCAACUUGUGAAUUGCUGAUUUUCUUGGUCUUUUUCUCGGCUCUGCUUCGGUCCUCGGCUUCUGGGUGUCUCGCACGAAACGCUCCCAUUUCUCUCUCAUUGUCCGGUCUUUUGGAAAACGAUGAGUACUAAUCCCAUGAUGGUUGGUGUUGCUACACCCUCCUACGAUACAUCUCAGUGAUUCUUCAGAUAAGGGACAAAACAUGUCCGAGAGAUGAAACUCAUUUUUGUGGUUAAAUAUGUAAAUAAAAUAUGUCACAUAAUUAUCUUAAAUAAAAAACAAAUACAGAUUUGCACUAUAAAGUAUGAUUUAAAGGUUUUGUACACAUAUAUUUUAUUUUACAUGAGUGAAUGUGUUACCAGCACCGUAAAUAAACCUUGUCCGAAAGCAGGUUUCAUAAUUUCUUAACACUUAAAGAAUUGUUUAAAGUAAAAUAAAACAAACAUCAUAGCUACUGUCAUCAAGUAUUCUAAUUAAUUAUUCAAACUGUACACAAGUUUACAAUUUGAGAAACAUUUUUGUGUAAUUUUUAAGCGAUUGAAGUCAUGUCCAGAGUUUCUGUCAACACCAUAAGAUUUUUCAAAAAUUAGAAAAAAAUCAGGCAUUAUUGUGGGCAGCUCUCAAUCUCAGGACCCCUUUACACUUCCUGCUUGAUACACAUGCCAUGAGGCCACUGCUCUGCUAAGUGAUGUGUUAUGCUACUGUGGGGAAUGAAAAGGCAAGCGUCACAAAACUAGUGGCUCGACAGCAUGCAGCUAAGAAGACUGGCCGGGCUCAGGUGGUCAACUGCCAGAUGAGAAUCAAACCCACUUCUCCUCUGGUGUUAAACGCCAAACCCAGAACGUCUCUCAGGCAGCCUGAAUACCGGGGUCGUCAGGGUCGAGCCAGCGGUCGCACAGGGAUCAUGAGGGAGACGCAAACCGAUGGGCGAGGCAGUAAAAUCUACAACACUCCACCAAACACACCCAGCAGAAGGGGCAGUCUGACGUCUGACAGAUCAGAUAAAAGGAUGACCCUGCCAUCCAGAUUCCAAAAGGAAGUGCACACUCACCUGUCUAGGAACCCUCAGCAGAGCCACGCUCCUUCAAACCUUAAUGAAAGCAGCCCUCCAAAAUCCCGGACACAAUUAAGUCCCUACAGUCCCAAACUGGUGCAGUCCCGCCUCAAAGAGGUUCUAAGCAAGCACAGCAAUGGCUUCUGGGUGUCUAAACUUCCACAGUUAUACCGAGAGCUAUACAAAGAAGAGCUGCCCAGUGAAGCCUUGAAAGAUUUGGAACAGUGGAUCCAUAUUUGCACUGUCGAGAAACCAUGCAGUAGCAAAUCUCAGGAGCUACUAUUGUACCCUGCCAAGGAUGUUAGCCAAACCACUAACGCGUAUAGCCUUGCAAUGACGCACACCUCAGAUAAGCAGGUUCCAUCACCUCCAAAGCCCCAGAAAGUGUGCAGAAAACCUAAGAAUUAUGCAUCAAGCCCACUGGCAUCCCCCAAGGCUCUACCUGAGGACCUCAAACAAAAUCUAUCAGAGCUGCUGCUUAAGUACAGCAGUGGCUUAUGGUCUCAUGCCCUCCCCAAACUUUACCAGGACACCUACAAGACCAACCUGCCUGAGUAUGUACUUGACAACCUGCCCUUGCUCUCAGAUAUAUGCACCAUUGACUUCCCUGUGCCAGACAACCCCAAAAGGGCAAUUCUGUAUGUGAAGGUGCUGGAGGAUGAAAACUGUAAUCGAACAGACUCGGCAGACCUGAAGGCGAGAGAGGAGGCAGGGAGACGUCUCAGUUCUCAAUCCGUGCCGCCUCUGCUUAUUCCCAGGGAGGAGUACCCCUCAGUACUGGUGGUUGAGGCAAGCAGUACUAACAGUGUAAUUCUCAGAUACAUAGGAGAGGACUAUUCCAAGGCCCAGGAAAAGCUGGAGGAUGAUAUGAAGGAAUUUUAUAGACAGGAUAACAGCCGGAAGCCACUGAUCUCCUUAUCAUCAGGCCAACUAACUGCAGUCAUUGCUGAAGAAGAGGAAGAGAUUCUCCGGGCACAAGUGUGUGAGGUCAAGUCUGAUAAAGUCAAGGUUUAUUAUGUGGAUCAUGGCUUUUCUGAUGUUAUUAGUAAAAGCAAGCUGCUUGAGUUGCAUGAGAAAUUUUUCAAACUGCCUUUCCAAGCUACCAAAUGUAAAUUAGCUGGCCUUGAAGCUUUUGCCGUGGAGCCAGCAGUGCUGAAAAAAUUUGAGUCCAUGGCAAAUGGUAAAAUCCUACUGGCUGAAAUCCUAGAGCGAGAAGACGUUCCUUUGAUGGUGCUAUAUGACACGUCGCAGGAAGAUGACAUUAAUGUCAAUGCUUCCUGUCUGAAAGUCCUGCAAGAGAAGUCUUUAGAGAGCCCUCUGCAGAUAAACGGUGCCUACAUGAAUGCGAGUGUGACCAGUGUGUGUUCAGAUGGGUUGUUCCACUGCCAGCUGCCCUCUCGUGGUUUGACCAAACUAGGCGAAAUCCUGGAGAAGGCAGAAAACUACUUCCACAACCAGGUCACAUCCGAGUCGCUGGUGUCUAGACCCUUCUGUGGAAAAAGCUGUCUGGCUCGAUACAAAGGCAAAUGGUCUCGAGCUGAGAUAACUAACCUGCAUGGUAGCCGGGUGUUGGACAUCCUGUUUGUGGAUGUGGGGGUGCAGGCAUCUGUCGAAGUCACUGAGCUGAGAGAAAUCCCGCACACUCUCUUGCGUGACCUUGUCACAAUCCCGCCUCAGGCAGUGAAGUGCUGUUUGGCAGACUUGCUCAUCAGUGUGGGCUGUUGGACUCCAGAUGCAGUGCAGUGGCUAAGAGACACAGCUCUCCAUUGCAGUAACUGCAGCUUGAAGAUUGUUAAAGUGGAGGAGAGCAAGCGCCUGGCCCACGUCUACCUUUUUACCAGUAAGAACUUACACGACCCUAGCCACAGUGUCAACCGUCAGCUUGCCAACUCAGAUCUCUGGAAGCACCAGGACGAUGUCUUCCUGAGCAGCCAAGGGUCUCUGAAGAGCCCUACUCGAACUACAUCAUCAUCAGAUGCACCUCCCAAAGUCCCCGCCAAUACACCUACACCCUCUACUGGUGCCUCCAGCCCAAGCACCAAUGGAGCAGGCAAGGCUCCACACCCACCUAAGAGAUUGGCACCCCAUUUAGGUUCCUGUAGCACCCUGUCUGGGAGUCUGUCUCUACCACCUGUUCUUGGGCUCCCUCAAAUGGGACAGAACAUGGACAUUUAUGUGUCAGUCGCAUGCCAUCCAGGCCAUUUUGUGCUCCAGCCAUGGCAGGAUAUGUACAAGCUGGUCGUCUUAAUGGAAGAGAUGAUCCUGUACUACAACAAGACAGACGAGAAGCCACUGACAGUGGAAAAGAACCAGGUCUAUGCAGCCAAAGUGGAGAACAAUUGGCAUCGAGUGCUUGUGAAAGGAGUUCUGAGCAAUGGCCUGGUGUCUGUUUAUGAGCUAGACUAUGGUAAGCAUGAGCUGGUUAGCUGCACUUUGCUGAGGCCCCUCAUCCAGGAGUUUAGACAGCUCCCUUUCCAGGGCAUCACUGCUCAGCUGGCAGGAGUGAAGUCCAGGCAGUGGUCUGAAGAAGCUUCCAUUGUAUUCAGGAACCAUGUGGAGAAAAAGCCAAUGGUGGCACAGGUGGAAUCGGUGCAGGAGGCAGAACAGCCAUGGGACCGCAAGCUCACGGUCUACCUGGUGGACACGUCUCAGGAGGACAGUGACAUCUGGAUCCAUGAACUUAUGGCUGAAUUUACAGAUGAGCUCACCAAAGCAGCGUAACAGCUUGGGGUAUUUGUAUGUGGUCUUGGAAGAAUCUGGAAAUGCUGCUUGUAUUUGAUUUGAACCAGAGUGUGGAGAUGCAUUUAAGUUUUAGAGUUUAUUGCACUAAAAGAUGAUUAAGAUUAUUUAAUAUCGUCAAACAUAGCUGCAAGGUGAAUGAUACACUGUCAAAUAACUGAUCAAUGGAAAAAAAAUAAUAAUCCAACAAGGAAAACGCACAUAAACUUCAGAUGUGAUAUUUAAAUUGUAUUUAAGAUACAAUGACAAGAUUAUUCAUUCAUCUUCAGUAAGCAGUUCAUUUAUCUGGGUCACUGUGGAUCCUGGGAACAUUGGGAGUGAGAAGGGAAUUCACGCUGGAAGGAGACGUCGGUCCAUCACAGGGUACCACGCACACACAGUCACACACUCAUUCACGCCUAGGAGAAAUUUAGAGUUGUCAAUCCACCUUCCAGCAAGUUUUUGGGAGGUGGAAAGAAAGAUUAUUUAAUUUGACUGUCUAGUUUACCACAGGUGUAAAACCAGGUGACUAGGGUUUUUUUUUUUCCCUUUGUUAAGCUGCCAUUCAGAAACCAGAAGCUUCUGCAUGGUUAACUCGUCUCACGCAGUUAUUCUCAACCUGAACAACAGAAUUUACAUGAUAAAGUAAUGAAUGUUUACCAUGUUGACCAAGCUCAAUGGAGUCUGACAAAAUUGUUUACUAAGCUAGUGAAUCAUUCCAUUUCUUCCUGAAAUGUGACAAUGCUCCACAGGUUUAACCAAGGCUUUAGAUUUUGCCUCUAUUUAGAACUUCCUUUUCCUAUUUAAAAAAAAGUUUGCAUGGAAUCUGUGGGUUUCUGCCGAAGUGUGACCAUCGUGGUAUGUUUGACAAUCUAAGGCUACUUCCAUAGCAUUAGUGUGGCUUAAUGGCUGAGUUUUAUUUAGCUAAAACAUGCAGUGCAGAUUCUUUAUGAACAUUUAAAAUUUAACACUUCUUGAUAUAUGAACCAUAUAACUUGGGGUUAACUGCACCUGAAAAGAGUUUGAUAAAUAAAAAGUUCAAGAAGAAGAA
Molecule: messenger RNA, 5134 nt
Organism: Neoarius graeffei (lesser salmon catfish)
Lineage: Eukaryota; Metazoa; Chordata; Actinopteri; Siluriformes; Ariidae
Gene: tdrd7b
Product: tudor domain containing 7 b
Exons: 16
Coding region: 1000-4086 (1028 amino acids)
Biological process (GO): lens morphogenesis in camera-type eye; lens fiber cell differentiation; spermatogenesis
Source: RefSeq, a predicted model, not a curated record